AUGCCAUUCAUGUUCUGCCAUAUGAACAACGUCUGCCACGUUGUCAGCCGUAAUGACUGCUCUUUCUGGCUUUCAAUUGAUGAACCAAUGACUACAAUGAUGAAUCCAGUCACCGGAUCAGCAAUUCGUCCAUACAUUUCUCAUUGUGCUGUCUGUGAAUUUCCAACUGCUCCUGGGUAUCCUGGUGUUGCUGGGAGUCCUGGAAGUCCAGGGUUCACCCUGGAAUCAUGA
Caenorhabditis remanei is the source of this 231-nucleotide messenger RNA. RefSeq lists its product as uncharacterized. The record is from RefSeq and is a predicted model, not a curated record. The transcript has a single exon. Gene Ontology annotation, molecular function: extracellular matrix structural constituent. Lineage: Eukaryota; Metazoa; Nematoda; Chromadorea; Rhabditida; Rhabditidae. Gene Ontology annotation, cellular component: collagen trimer. The coding region runs from base 1 to 231 and encodes 76 amino acids.